Messenger RNA from Pieris macdunnoughi, 396 nucleotides. Lineage: Eukaryota; Metazoa; Arthropoda; Insecta; Lepidoptera; Pieridae. The record is from the annotation of a GenBank genome assembly.
AUGAUUGUCUUUUAUUCCCCGCUGGGAAGUGCCGCUGGUGCAAUGUGCGACAGGGGCUACAGCGUGAGCCACUUUCCCAUGGCGCCUAUGUCCAUGAGCAUCGGCAGCAUGGAGGCUGUCAUGAGCAAGAAGGGUCAGGAGGAGCAUAUAAAGCGACCCAUGAACGCCUUCAUGGUCUGGUCAAGGCUCCAAAGGCGGAAAAUUGCCCAGGAUAACCCCAAGAUGCACAAUUCGGAGAUCUCUAAGCGAUUAGAACCCUUAAACCCUCUGAAAACGAGACACGAAGCUCGUAAGAGUAACAAAACCUGCGCCAUUCUGCCUGUGACGCGGAGGAAGCGCCAUUUUCUAUUUUUCCCGCCCAUUUUUCGCGCUGCGGCUAUAAAUGCUUCAGUUUAG